This is a messenger RNA of Nyctereutes procyonoides (raccoon dog), 652 nucleotides long. RefSeq names its product cystatin B (gene CSTB). Bases 100 to 396 code for a protein of 98 amino acids. Gene Ontology annotation, cellular component: cytosol. The record is from RefSeq and is a predicted model, not a curated record. Lineage: Eukaryota; Metazoa; Chordata; Mammalia; Carnivora; Canidae. The transcript has 3 exons. Gene Ontology annotation, molecular function: cysteine-type endopeptidase inhibitor activity.
CGGGUUCCGGGGCUCGGGGUUCCGCUGGGCCCCGCCGCUCGGUCCUGCGACUGCGCCUCCGUCCGCGCUCCCGCCGCCGCCGCCGCCGCCGCCGCCAGCAUGAUGUGCGGGGCGCCCAGCGCUUCGCAGCCCGCCACGGCCGACACCCAGGCCAUCGCCGACCAGGUGAAGGCCCAGCUGGAAGAGCGGGAAAAUAAGAAGUACACUACUUUUAAGGCCGUGACAUUCAGGAGCCAGGUGGUCGCGGGGACAAACUACUUCAUCAAGGUCCAAGUUGACGAUGACGAGUUUGUGCACCUUCGAGUAUUUCAGAGUCUCCCGCAUGAGAACAAGCCCUUGGCCUUGUCCAGCUAUCAGACCAACAAAGCCAAGCACGACGAGCUGGCGUACUUCUAGUUCCGCUCUGAGCGGGCCCGUCCACGUGGUUCCAUGUGGUUCCAUGUGGUUCCGUCCUCUCUGGGCGUGUCUGGGAUCAAAAGCCAAUGCCGUUGCUUUACGGGGCCACUUAGGGAGAGGCUGUCAUGCACCUGUCUUGGUCCCUGCUCCUAACUUCCGUGGGCGAGACAAAGUCAGCACAGUCACUGACCUUCAUUACGUUCAUCGAGGGCUUAUAGUCCCUUUAAAUACAUAUUUGUAGAUCUUUGCGAAUUUC